Sarcophilus harrisii (Tasmanian devil) is the source of this 2598-nucleotide messenger RNA. Its product is annotated as T-complex protein 1 subunit zeta. The transcript is spliced from 14 exons. Gene Ontology annotation, cellular component: chaperonin-containing T-complex. Gene Ontology annotation, biological process: protein folding. The record is from RefSeq and is a predicted model, not a curated record. The coding region runs from base 108 to 1703 and encodes 531 amino acids. NCBI's taxonomy places the organism in Eukaryota, Metazoa, Chordata, Mammalia, Dasyuromorphia, Dasyuridae. Gene Ontology annotation, molecular function: ATP binding; ATP hydrolysis activity; ATP-dependent protein folding chaperone.
GUCUCGCGGGACUUUGCAGAACGCGCAUUGGGGCUGCGGCUGACUGAUACUUUAGGACUUGCUUCUCUUGCGCCCGCCUCCUGCUCUGCUGCCGCCGCUCCCCAGCCAUGUCGGCCGUGAAGGCGCUGAAUCCCAAAGCCGAGGUGGCCCGGGCCCAGGCGGCGCUGGCCGUGAACAUCAGCGCGGCCCGAGGGCUGCAGGAUGUGCUGAGGACCAACCUGGGGCCCAAGGGCACCAUGAAAAUGCUUGUUUCUGGCGCCGGAGACAUCAAGCUCACCAAGGAUGGCAACGUGCUGUUACACGAGAUGCAAAUUCAACACCCAACAGCCUCCUUGAUUGCAAAAGUAGCUACAGCCCAGGAUGAUAUUACUGGCGAUGGCACCACUUCCAAUGUUCUCAUCAUUGGGGAGUUGCUGAAGCAGGCCGAUCUCUACAUCUCUGAAGGUCUGCACCCUAGAAUCAUAACUGAAGGGUUUGAAGCUGCUAAGACAAAGGCCCUUGAAGUCUUGGAUCAAAUCAAAAUAAGCAAAGAAAUCGAUAGAGAAAUCCUCAUGGAUGUGGCUCGAACAUCCCUGCGCACCAAAGUCAAUGCUGACCUGGCCGACGUGCUGACAGAGGCAGUGGUGGACUCCAUUUUAGCUGUCAGAAGACCUGGAGAACCUGUUGAUCUUUUCAUGGUAGAAAUCAUGGAGAUGAAGCAUAAAUCAGAAACUGACACAUCGUUGAUCAGAGGGCUGGUUCUGGACCAUGGUGCCCGCCAUCCUGAUAUGAAGAAAAGACUAGAAGAUGCUUACAUUCUUACGUGCAAUGUAUCAUUAGAAUAUGAAAAAACAGAAGUGAAUUCUGGAUUUUUUUACAAAAGUGCGGAGGAAAGAGAGAAACUAGUAAAAGCAGAAAGGAAAUUCAUUGAAGAUAGAGUAAAGAAAAUAGUAGACCUGAAAAGAAAAGUGUGUGGUGAUUCAGACAAAGGAUUUGUUGUUAUUAAUCAAAAGGGAAUUGACCCAUUUUCUUUAGAUGCUCUUGCAAAAGAAGGCAUAGUAGCUCUCCGCAGAGCAAAAAGAAGAAAUAUGGAGAGGUUGACUCUUGCAUGUGGUGGAAUGGCUAUGAAUUCUCUAGAUGACUUAAAUCCUGACUGUUUGGGACAUGCAGGACUUGUCUAUGAAUACACACUAGGAGAAGAGAAGUUCACCUUCAUCGAGAAGUGUGUCAACCCUCGAUCUGUCACCUUGUUGAUCAAGGGACCCAAUAAGCACACUAUCACCCAGAUCAAGGACGCAGUGAGAGACGGCCUGCGAGCGGUCAAGAAUGCCAUCGAAGAUGGCUGUGUGGUACCCGGGGCUGGCGCAGUGGAAGUUGCCAUUGCUGAAGCUCUCAUUAAACAUAAGCCCAACGUUAAGGGAAGAGCCCGUCUUGGAGUCCAAGCUUUUGCUGAUGCGCUGCUCAUUAUUCCCAAGGUUCUUGCUCAGAACUCUGGUUUUGACCUUCAGGAAACACUAGUUAAGAUACAGGCUGAACAUGCAGAAUCAGGACAACUUGUUGGUGUUGAUUUAAAGACAGGUGAGCCCAUUGUUGCUGCUGAAGCUGGCAUCUGGGAUAACUAUUGUGUCAAGAAGCAGCUGCUUCACUCUUGCACUGUGAUUGCCACCAAUAUCCUCCUGGUUGAUGAGAUCAUGCGCGCUGGGAUGUCUUCUCUGAAAGGUUGAGUGGAAUCUCAAGAUUUCCACUGUAAGCAGUGGAAUCGCGAAGGUCCUACAGAAAGAACCGCAACGUGUGGCUACUAGUGGUGGUUGUUCUUCCCAGCUGCCAAAGGAUUUCCCAAAGAAUAAUUGUUUUUCUUACUGUUGCAGUAAACCUGGUCCCUAAAACUGAAAUUAUUGGCCCCUAUCCAAAUGUAAGGUUCUAAAAUGGAUUACAGUAUUUAUUUUUUUUUUUUUUAAUUGCACUGAGGCCUAUGAUUAAAGCUGCGGUCCUUUUUACCCAAUCGAUUAUUGUCCUGCCUGGCUUCGUGUCUCAUGUAGUAGCUGGUGUAGACCCUGCUCGUUUCUUCAUCGUGUUCUAGAGUAGUGCUCGCUUUUACAGCGUCUGACCUCUCCCGUGGCUUCGUUCUGUCUAAAUCUAGACACAAAGGGGACAUGAAGGUUUCUCGAAAUUUAGAUGAAUUCUACCUUCUGUCACCGCUUUUCUGUUCUAGUGCAAGCCCUAAAGCAUAAAAGCUUUUGUUGCAAGUAGAUUGUUAGUUUGUAUCUUCUCUCUCCAAGAUUUUCCUGUGUUGAGUGAGAGUUGAUGGAUAUUUAAUAUGCGCCUAGAAAAGUAAUGCUGUGUAUUAGUCAAAUUAGUCUUUCUCAUAACUUAUAUACAGAUUGACUUUAACCCAUUCCUCAUCAGCUUUUAACUUAAACCUUUCUAUUUAGGUUUUUCUGACAAAAAUCCAAUUGCCUUAGUAUGUGGUCUUACAAAAGUGUAUUUGUCCGUUCCUGUGGUGGGUUGGGCUUGGGGUUGUUGGGAGAGGGGCUGUGCCCUCUUAAUUGUUGGAUGUAAAAUAGUAGAGCUCGUUCCUAGGUGUGUAUAAAAUGUAUUAACUGACUUUUUUUAAUUCUU